Toxorhynchites rutilus septentrionalis is the source of this 1082-nucleotide messenger RNA. RefSeq lists its product as uncharacterized. The coding region runs from base 78 to 968 and encodes 296 amino acids. NCBI's taxonomy places the organism in Eukaryota, Metazoa, Arthropoda, Insecta, Diptera, Culicidae. The record is from RefSeq and is a predicted model, not a curated record. The transcript is spliced from 2 exons.
GUUAACGGUGUGAAUAUAAUAUCCGGAAGUAAAAGAUUACUGGUUUCUAUAAUCUGGCGACGAGGUGAAAGCAGAAGAUGGAAACAGAAAUGCGUGCUAUACCAUCGUUUUAUUAUGAACAAAUCGAGCGCUCUCGGUUAGCGAAAGAAUGGAAAUCUUGGAAAGGCACUCUUGAGUGUUACUUUGAGGCUCAUAAUAUUGAUGACCAGAAGAUAAUGCGAGCCAAGAUGCUCUACCUUGGUGGUCCGCAGUUACAACGAGUUUUUGCUAACCUACUGGACACGGAAAAAUUUCCUAUGGUCGCUAUCGAGAAACGUUGGUAUGAUCUCGCGGUUGAAAAACUGGAUAAUUUCUUUAAACCAGUGAGACAGGAUACGCUUGAAAGACAUCGUUUACGAGCGAUGAAGCAAAAGAAGGAUGAACACUUUGCGCAGUAUGUACUCCGUUUACGACAACAAAUAUCUGAAUGUGGUCUCGAGAAGUAUCCAUUAGAAAUUUCAACGGUUUUAACUGAAAUUACUCUGAUAGAUGUCAUUGUGCAAGGAUGUUUAUCUAACGAAUUGCGCAGUCGGAUCUUGAAGAAGGAUCAAACUCUUUCACAAAUCGAGGCUUUAGGGGCUAUGAUUGAAAGUGUUGAGGAACAAGUUAAGAGUCUGUCUAGCUCUCAACUAAAUGAUGAGAGAGUUUAUCAUGUUGAGGAGCAAAAAAUUGGAGGAUUGCAGGUUCCAAAGUUUGAUGAAGCAGUUCACCGUACUGUGAAAAAUUCGAUGAUCCGCAGCAACCAAAAUCCACAUGAUCGUGUAGCGUGUUUCAGUUGUGGGAGACACGGUCAUUUUUCGAAUUCUCCACAUUGUCCUGCGCGAGUUAACGAUCGAGCAUCGCAUGGAAUUUGUAGACCAGGCGGAUAUUAUGCUGCUUGGCUGAUAAACAAAACAUCGGAUCCGCUAGCGAAGGAAUUGGAAGCGUGAUCAUAAAAUAAACAUCAUCCGAGGCCCGCCCGCAUGGAGCUGAGUUGUCAUAUUUAGGGUUUAGCUGAUAAACGAUCAUGUUAGCAUUAAGAGAAGAAUAAAGUUAGUCUUAGU